CGGGGAGCUGCUGCCAGGGCUGCACUCCACCAGCAUGAAACAAAGAACCUGUCCAGCUUGUCAGCUCAUCAGAUGCAGUAGUGACUGCUGAAGACUUCAUAUGCCAGUUACCACUGAAAUAGUUUGUGAGGCUAUUUGAAAUCUGCUUCAAAACCAACCAGCCAAACAACCCCCGGAAGCCCUGUUGUACCAGAUUUCCCCGUGAGCUCGCAGGGAUGUUCGUUUUUUUUGACAGAAACUCGCGUGUAACUUUCCCUGGAGGAACAGAGUAUGUUUGUGAUUGUUCUUGUGCUAUUUUAAAACUGAGAAACUAGUAGAGUCUCUUCAGCCAUCAUGAGUGACUGACAACUCUGAGUUUGUGUGGGUGUGCGUUUGGAAGCUACAAGCCGCUAACGCUCACGGCGUGGGAACCCCCAGAUGGGACUAGAUCCACGCUCCUGUGCUCCUUAUGGGGUUGAAGGUAGACUCAUGUUACCUACUACCUAAGUUUUCUGUGGCUGAUAUUAUGGUGUGCGGAUAUGGUCCAGUACCAGGCAUCGUGUACAGACUUUCACUUCUGAUCCAGCCCAAGACACAUUAGCAGGAGCAAACCCAGACACCACCCUGUGGAACGGACUCUCGAUCACCCUGCAGUCUAGGCACUGGGAAGUUACUAUGCAGCUUGGACUGUUUCUGGUGGUGGUUUUUCUAAGCUUGAUGGAUCUGACAGGCAGCAGCAAGGUGGUGAAGGGCAAGAGGCAAAGACGAAUCAGUACCGAGGUGAGUCACGGCUGUGCGAAAGGUUGUGACCUGUGCUCUGAGUUCAACGGGUGCCUGAAAUGUUCCCCCAAACUCUUCAUACUGCUGGAGAGAAAUGACAUCCGACAGAUCGGGAUCUGCCUGCCAUCCUGUCCGCUGGGGUACUUUGGCGUUCGCAAUCCAGACAUGAACAAGUGCAUCAAAUGCAAAAUUGAGAACUGUGAGGCCUGUUUCAGCCGAAACUUUUGCACAAAAUGUAAGGAAGGUUUGUACUUGCACAAAGGGAGAUGUUAUUCCACCUGCCCAGAAGGCUACUCUGCUGCCAAUGGCACUAUGGAGUGCAGCAGUCCUGCACAAUGUGAACUGAGCGAGUGGGGCCCCUGGGGCCCGUGCGCCAAGAAGAGGAAGCUGUGUGGCUUCAAGAAAGGCAACGAAGAGCGAUCGCGGAAGGUGCUGCAGGCUCCCUCUGGAGAUGUGUCCGUGUGUCCUGCCACCACAGAGCUCCGGAGAUGCACCGUGCAGAAGAACCAAUGCCCUGAAGGAAAAAGGAAGAGAAAGGAAGAGCAAGAAAAGCGAGAUAACACGAAUGGAAACAGAAACCAGAAAGACACCAAAGAUGCCAAAUCUGGCACCAAGAAAAGGAAAGGCCAGCAGAGAGGGACUGUGGUCCCCAUGACUCCUGCUAGCCCUGCUCAAUAGCUGCCCCUUUACAGUCACACGAUGGCAAGAGUUCAUUGCUGCUAUGUAUAUGAAAGCUUUAUUGAACCGGAGCACUGCUACACAACAUACACAAUCAGAAAGAUAGAUGGACAGACACAGAAACUACACACACGUACAGGCUGACAGAGACCACACACAUAUGCAACAUAGACUGCAAAGUGCAAACUUCAAAGAAGAGGAGUAAGAAAAUAUAGGAGAUGAAGCUUAAAUGCCAAGGACUUUACAAUGGGAAGCUGGGGAGAAAGUGUGAACCAGAUAGGAGCGCAGUGAUGCAGAUAUUCCUGAGUAAAUGUCUCAAAUAGAAGUCAGCCAUGUAAACCCCAGCAUAACGCAGCUUCAGCCAGAGACUAGAACUGAUUUGCUACUAUUCCAAAUCAAAGGAUCUGGAAUCGCGCAAAGGCAGUGGCCUGUUUCUAUUCCCCCUUCCUUUAUUUUGUGUUUUAAGCUGUAAGAGAAUAUAUGUUAAACCUUUGUGAGAAGAGGUCAGAGAUG
Molecule: messenger RNA, 1950 nt
Organism: Mauremys reevesii (Reeves's turtle)
Lineage: Eukaryota; Metazoa; Chordata; Testudines; Geoemydidae
Gene: RSPO1
Product: R-spondin 1
Exons: 8
Coding region: 655-1437 (260 amino acids)
Source: RefSeq, a predicted model, not a curated record